AUGAAGGACAACAAGAAGAAGAAGAAGUGCAACCCUAACAUGUGUGGUGUGGCCAAGAGUGUCCGGUUCUUCGAAGACGAAGAGGGAGAUUGCAGUGAUGGAGCUUCGUCUCGGGGAAGCUCCCCAGUCAAGGGUUCAUCCAAGACCACCUUCGGCUCCAAGGGCUCCAAGAGCAUGGCAACCAAGUCCCCCUCGAAGAAUGGCACUCCUACCAAGGCCUCUUCGAAGAGCGGUACUCCGGUCAAGGCCAGGUCGCAAAAGUCUCCUUCUCCUACCAAAAAGGCUCCACUCAAGAGCCAGCCUCAAAGCCAGACUCGGCAGCAGGUCAGUGGCCCGGAGCUGAUUCAGUACCCUGUCACGAACGACGGCCAGAAUGGCUCUUUUACCCAACCUCACGACAACCUCUCGAUGGAAAUCAGCUGGAAGUAG
Messenger RNA from Colletotrichum chrysophilum, 429 nucleotides. RefSeq lists its product as uncharacterized. Lineage: Eukaryota; Fungi; Ascomycota; Sordariomycetes; Glomerellales; Glomerellaceae. The transcript has a single exon. Bases 1 to 429 code for a protein of 142 amino acids. The record is from RefSeq and is a predicted model, not a curated record.